AUGAAGCUGAAGAUCUGGUCCUGGAGUGAAUUUCACGACUGUGCGUGCCGGCAGUGCAAGGAGAGGUCGACGGAGUGGGCGGAGCAUGUGGAGGAGCAACGGGCGAGGAUGGAGCGGAAGAGGGAAGGGAGGAUUGAUGAGGACUUGAUGAAGAUGCGGGAGAAAGACGUCAAAGAUAUCGUGCAGAAGCUCGAGAUUGAGAAGCCGAAGAAGUGA
Messenger RNA from Guillardia theta CCMP2712, 216 nucleotides. RefSeq lists its product as hypothetical. The record is from RefSeq and is a predicted model, not a curated record. Lineage: Eukaryota; Cryptophyceae; Pyrenomonadales; Geminigeraceae. The transcript has a single exon. The coding region runs from base 1 to 216 and encodes 71 amino acids.